AUUUAAUCAUCAACUCUAUCCUCUGGGCUCCGGCCGGAAGCAGAGCCAAAAAUCAAAGAAGAUGGAAGGUGUAUCAACGAGACUGUACAAAGGAUUAAAGCGGUACUGGAGGAGACGGAGCUACGUGAAGCUAAAGGGGUCACGACGGAUGCGGAGGAACGAGGUGGAGCUGGGCUCCUCUCUCAAUGGGCGACGGCGGUUCUGGCGGAUCAGAAUCAAGCCCAAGCUCAGGCUGCGGACUCCAAAGAAAUUCUUCGUCUGGCUCCGUGACGCCUACGUGAAUAUGAUGCUGCGAUUGUCUAACUCCUGGGUGAUGACCGCCGGUUCUGGAUACGGCGGAGUCAUUAGCAACGGGAUUGCUACCUUCGGAAAACAGCCGAUGAAGGAAUACGACGAGAAGAUGAUCGUUGAGAUCUACAAGUCGUUCGUGAUUGGCCAGUUGACGCCCCACGAUGCGGCCAAGCUUGGCAGCGCCGCCGUCCCUGCACGAACCAUAUGAAGUAAGAUAUUAAGGGAUUCUUUUUUAAAAACUUCUGUGGUUCUAUUUUCACCGGAAAUCAGAUUUCAAGACAGUAAUAUUAAUAUCCUGAUGCAAACUAGGAUUAGGGACAAAGUUCUCUGAAUUCUCAAAGGACUGCAAAAAUUUCGAAAAAAAAAAAAAAAUUCUUCUAUUUAUGUCUCUUGUAAUUGUUUAUUAGCAAAACUAUGCAGUUGGUAAUAAGUAGUUAAAGUCAUCUAUAUCGCCUGAAACCGAAAUAUGUAUGUAAAAUAAAAACCGAUUACUUAUUGUUCAACAUCAUGAUUUUAUUUUCAUCUCUUUUUAAUUCAUUGUAAUGUUUAUAAAUAUGAUGAUCCCAC
This is a messenger RNA of Rubroshorea leprosula, 858 nucleotides long. The record is from the annotation of a GenBank genome assembly. Lineage: Eukaryota; Viridiplantae; Streptophyta; Magnoliopsida; Malvales; Dipterocarpaceae.